This is a messenger RNA of Xenopus laevis (African clawed frog), 905 nucleotides long. Its product is annotated as nucleophosmin-like. The record is from RefSeq and is a predicted model, not a curated record. Bases 60 to 890 code for a protein of 276 amino acids. NCBI's taxonomy places the organism in Eukaryota, Metazoa, Chordata, Amphibia, Anura, Pipidae. The transcript has a single exon.
GAAUCCGUCCGUGACAGUGAGGUGAAGGAGAGUGGAACAGUAUUUGAUUUGUAAAAAAAAUGGAAGAUUCAAUGGACAUGGAUAACAUCGCUCCACUCCGCCCACAGAAUUUCCUCUUUGGAUGCGAGCUUAAAGCAGACAAAAAAGAAUAUUCAUUUAAAGUCGAAGAUGAUGAAAAUGAGCAUCAGUUGUCCUUGAGAACAGUUAGUUUGGGUGCUUCUGCUAAAGAUGAACUUCAUGUUGUUGAGGCUGAAGGAAUAAAUUAUGAGGGUAAAAUGAUUAAAAUUGCCCUUGCCUCACUGAAGCCGACAGUGCAACCAACGGUAUCUCUAGGAGGGUUUGAGAUAACACCACCAGUAAUUUUGCGGUUGAAAUCUGGUUCAGGACCAGUAUAUGUCAGUGGGCAACAUCUUGUGGCUUUAGAAGAUCUUGAAUCCUCCGAUGAUGAAGAUGAGGAACCCAGCCCAAAAAAUGCAAAAAGGAUAGCACCUGAUUCAGCAUCAAAAGUUCCUCGGAAAAAAACACGUCUAGAAGAAGAGGAAGGAGAUUCAGACGAGGAUGAUGAUGAUGAUGACGAGGAUGAUGAUGAUGAAGAUGAUGAUGAAGAGGAGGAAGAAACACCUGUUAAAAAGACUGACUCUACAAAAUCGAAGGCAGCUCAAAAGUUGAAUCACAAUGGGAAGGCUUCUGCAUUGUCCACAACACAAACGACUCCAAAAACUCCAGAGCAGAAAGGAAAACAAGAUACAAAGCCUCAAACACCAAAGACACCAAAAACUCCUUUGUCUUCUGAGGAAAUAAAAGCAAAGAUGCAAAUUUAUUUAGAAAAGGGAGACUUACAUCAAGGAGGUACACACUCAGGAUCACGUAGCACAGACUUUAUUAACUGAUCCCAAGAGAGACCA